AAGCAUUUCAUUGGUUGAGAAGAAAUUGCCGGAAGAUUUGAAGGCUUUAAUUUUGUAAACCUACGAAAAUAAAAUACAAUUUCAAGCAAAUAAUGCCACCAAUGCGUCCACAAAGAGGAAAGACACCCAAGAAGAGGGGAAAGAGUCCCAACAACACAGAUGUGGUGGAACCAGUGGAGGUAUAUUGCAGAGUUAGACCUCUGGAUAAUCCCUCUGGCAAUGUAUGCCUCAAAGUGGUCAACCCUGAGGCAGUCAAUCUAAUCUCAACUGAGAGUUCCCUGGCAUUUGCCCGUACUGGUCAACUUAAAGAAGUUCAGUACAAAUUCCAACAAGUUUUUGAUGAAGUUACUUCACAAAAAACAAUCUUUGACCAUGUUGCCCUACCACUUGUGGACGAUCUGGUGCAUGGAAAGAAUGGCCUAUUGUUCACAUAUGGAAUCACAUCAUCUGGAAAGACCUACACUAUGACAGGAACUCCCCAGGAUCAAGGCAUCCUGCCAAGAUGCCUGGAUGUGCUCUUUAACACCAUUGGAGGAUUUCAGAGCAAGAAAUAUGUGUUCAAGCCGGACAGGAUGAAUGGUUUUGAUGUACAGACGGAGGCUGAUGCUAUGAUGGAAAGGCAACGCAGAGACAUACUGCCAGCCCUUACACCAAAGACCCCUGGUUCUGGUAGACAAAAGAAAGAGUUUGAGUUUGUGCGUGACACGGGGCGUUUAGCAGACCCGACAUGUGUGUCAGAUAUUGAUGAAGACAACACAUAUGCGGUGUUCGUGUCGUACAUAGAAAUCUACAACAACUAUGUCUAUGAUCUGUUGGAAGAACUUCCCUAUGACAACAUCACCGGAUACAAGCCACCACAAUCCAAGAUUCUCCGUAACGACUCCUAUGAAAACAUGUAUGUGAUGAGUUGUACAGAAGUUGAGGUGAAGAGUCCGGAGGAGGCAUUUGAGGUCCUCUUUAAAGGUCAGAAGAGACGAAAGGUUGCCCACACGUGUCUGAAUGCUGAGUCGAGUAGAAGCCACAGUAUAUUUAACAUCAGACUGGUUCAGGCCCCGCUUGAUUCCUGUGGACAAGAGGUUAUCCAGGAUAGUGACAAGAUCUGUGUCAGUCAGCUUUCGCUCGUGGAUCUGGCUGGUAGUGAACGGACAAAUAGGACUAAGAACCAGGGCGACCGACUGAAAGAAGCCAGUAACAUCAAUCAGACACUGAUGGCGCUCCGUAACUGUCUGGAGCUGCUCAGGGAAAACCAGAAAUCUCCGGGAAAUCCCCGCAUGGUGCCAUACCGCGAUUCCAAGCUGACCCACUUGUUUAAGAACUACUUUGACGGGGAUGGUAGAGUCCGCAUGGUCAUCUGUGUUAACCCCAAGGCGGAGGAAUACGACGAGACCGUGCAUGUGAUGAAGUUUGCUGAGAUAUCUCAAGAGAUCAUGGUUCAGCGAUCACAGCAAGUUAAGUUCGACCUCGGCUUUACACCAGGACGCCGUCGCCUUGGAGAGAAGAUACGAGAGGAGCAACUAAGAGAGGCGGAGAAGAUAAAGAUUGAACAAGAUAUAGUCCCUCCUCCAGGGCCCUGCAUGGUCUACGAUCUCGGACCUGAAUUUCCCAACCUGCAGAUGGUGGACUAUACAGAUUCUGCGACUCUUAUUAAUCUCAUCGCUUUCCUAGCAGAACGAGACAGCAAGAGGCAGGCACUAGCUGCUGACUUUGAAACAAAAUGGAGCAAUUUCCGGGGCCGUUUAGUGGGAUUCGAGCGUGACUAUGAACAACUUCAAGAGCGUAAUGAGGAACUUGAAAACCAGAUGAAACGUCAGGGGUCGUCUUCCACUAAAUUUGAAUCACGUUGCCGAUCCCUGGAGGCAAGAUUGGCGGAUGUGCAAGCACAGCUAGAUGACGCACACAGGAUGAGGCGGGAAUAUGAGGCUAAGCUUGGUGACAAAGAUCUGAAGUUAUUACAAGAAAAACAUGAGAAGGAAAGACUGCGAGAUAAUUUUAAACAACGACUAGAAAUGAACAACAUUCACUGGGAAGACAACUUGGACAAAGAAAAGCGUAAGAUUGAGCAGCAGCUUGGUGCUCAGUUAGAAGAGAAGGAAAAAAGGUUUAACAUGAUGAAGGAAGUCCUGGAGACAGACACCCCAACGGCCAGACCUAGGACAUUUAAGACUCCCGCCCCAGCCCCAAAGACACGGACAUACACAACGCCUGGGAUGAUUCAGUCUGCCAGGUCUGAAAGUGACGUCUCCAGUGUGGGGCUCCCCACCCCUCGUAGCAGAACAAACACCGUGUCUACUGUGAAGCCCUGGGGUUAUGGAGGGGGUAAGAGUGCUACCAAGAGACCCCCACCCAAGACCCCAGUGGCCACACCAAGAGCUAUACCGCAGUACAGUUUGAGACACCGACGUUCCAGGUCGAACAACGAGACCUGGCUGGACCAUCGACCACAGGGAAGUCUGGAUCUGGACACAGUGUUACAGCCCACUUUGAAAAAGAAGAAAUCAGUCUCAAAGCUGGAACAGAAGGACACAAAGACAGCCACAAAAUACAUGUUGACCCACCAAGAUGUUGGCUCCGAUGGCGAAUUUCAGACCAAAUACUUCAAGGGGGAUGUUUUGCCUACCGCUGGCGGGGGCACGCAGGUCGUAUUCAACGAUGUUGAGGUUCACAAACAGCGCGAACCCGGGACACGUAAACGUCGCUCCAGUUGCCCACAGCCUUCAGACUUUGAUGGUGAAUGGACGGACCCUGAGGAACGAUGUGCAAUCGCAAUUGAGGGGCACAGAAGAAAGAGAAGCAAGCCAUCGCCUGAGCUAGUAUCUCACGUUUAAUGAUAUCAGACGAAGUCGCCACACACCAGAAUCCAGAGUGUAAAUAUAGUUGGUCUGCUGAGAUCAGUUGUACUGUUUGGUGGAAUGAAGUAAAGAAAUUAUCAAUGAAUAUGCUAGAAUGUGUAAAAGGGCAAAGACUUAUCAAUCUCUUUUUUCAAUGUGAGUUGGAAUUAAUAUUGCAAACAGUUGGCUUGUGGAAUGAACACGUGUAUAAUUUGGUAGAUUAAAAAUCAAAUUGUAUAGAAAAAUGCUAGAAUGUAUAGAAAGGUUUACUUGUACGAAAAAAGCAAAUAGUUGUCAUCUUAAAUAAAAAUUUGUACAGUGAAAGGGAUAAAAUAGUGUGUUGAAUAGAUCCAGGUAUACAAAUGAAUUUCUUUAACAUUAAUGAUAUUUAGUGGGAAUGUUUGGAUCUGUGUAAAUGUUCUAUAUAAAAAAAACUGAUUUUUUUUUUUAAAUUAUGGGUGAUCUUGGAAAAGGUUAAUUGAACCAAUUUGCCUAUGCCCAUCAUCAUGUAUGUGUGGUUAUGUAAUAUAGCAAUAUUAAGAAGUGUAGAUAGACGGAAUACAUGAAGAAUACAACUUAUAUAACAUGCAUGUAGAAAGAUAAUAAUCAAUAUAUCAAUUUUAGUUUUUAAAAUAUCUAUUUUUUUAUGUACUUAUGUAAUUUUAGUAAAAACAAAAACAAAACAACAACAACAAUUUAUCGGAUACAAUAGAAUUUAUUAACUGUGCGUUUUUGAAUAAAAGUGGCACAUUCAUGUAGGUAAAAUGGAAGUAUUUUUGGCCCAAAUUUCCUGAACAAGCAUAAGGCCCUUGCUAAGAUCAGUAUUCUUUGUCAUUUAUUUUUCUCUUAAAGUAUCAUUUGUGUAUUCGUCUAUUUCUAAAGAUGAUGAUGAUGAUGAUGAUCUACCUUUUUGUUAUGUUAAAUCAAGUAUAACCAAGUAAUUUAGCUAAAUUACAUAAGUUAUUUAAACCUGCUAUGCUUAAGGUGUUCAGAGAAGUUAGUUCUAUUGAUAUUUUUCAUGUGAUAAACCGCUUAUAUCUGUAAAUAAAUGAGCUUAAUAAUUUUUAACUUUUAAGAAAUAGUUUCUCAUAACCUAAAGAUUAUGUAUACUUUAUUGAUGUAAAGUAUUUUUAUAGUACUUCUUGAUCUUCAAUUCAUUCGUUGUUGUUUUUGGCACAUUUGUAACUAUUUACCUCAUAAAAGUGUGAAGAAAAACUAUAUUUAGUCAAUCUACUUAAAUUAUUAAGAUCUCCUUCUUUAACAUGAUCUCUUAUCAAUUGAUUGUGAACAAAAUCGAAAAACUACAAGUGUAAUUGUAGAAUUAACAGAAAUUAACACAGGAGAUCUGUGUUUUUUUCAUUUUAAUAGUACAAGUACUAUUCAUUGUUUUUUCACUGUUUUUGGAUUGCCGUUGGACUGGGGCUUUUCUUAUUGGGAAAACUCUCUUAUUGUUUACUCAAAUUUGAAAUUCCAAUUUUGCCUUUUCUGAUUUUGCCCAUAAACCAUCCCUUCAACUCAAUAUAAGAUUAUUUAUUUUACAUGUUUUUUUGCCAUUAUACUUUUCAACAGUAAAACAUAGGAGCAUUUUUUAGUACCGUAACUACAUGGGUAAUCAUAAUGAGUUAUCUCUCAUAAAUUAGCAAUAACAUAUAAUAUAAAAGGAGCAUAUUUCUAGUAACUUCUCUACAUUUCAUGAUUUUAUCCAAACGAUACCUGAUUUUUUUUUACUACCGGUAGUAUUAGUUUAAUUUUAAUUAAUUAUCCCUCAUAUAUAAAUGAGAUACAAUGUGAGUAAUUUAUCAAAGAUAAGUAAGAUCUGAUGAUUAUUCUUAACAUUACCAAGGGAUGAGAAGUUGUACAUAAUGUAAAUAUUUAGUGUAGAAAUGUAUUAUACGUGAUUUUUAUCUGGUCUGAUUUUCAAAGAAAAAGUUCAGGUAUUCUCAAAACUAGUAUAGUACCCGCCAUCAGCAUGCAAAGAAAACUCAAAGCUCAAAAACAAGUCAAUAUAUUUUCAUGAAACUUGGUAUAUUUUUUACCAAUGUCAAUAAGCAAAUAUAUAAGCGACACUCCUGGCUUAAGUAAUUGCAAUACCCUCACCGCGUUUGAAGUAGUCAAACUGAAGUCACUUUACUGUGUCUGUUGUUCUUGUCAGUUGCUUGAUACUUUUUCAUUGCCUUUGUUUGAAAUAAGAGUUAUAGCCCUUGAAAUAUUCAUAAAUAUUCUAAUGUUAAGGUCAUUUUGGUGGCAGUCAUCACUCCUGUGAUAGAUCUAGCUAUUAUAAUAUACGGUAAUUCCAUUUGGUCAUUGUAAAGCAACUGGCAAGAGUAGACAUCUGUAUUGCAUGAGCUUCUUAAAUAUUUGAUUGAAUUUAAGGUAAUCCACCCAUCAUUUUGAUACAAAGAUGUGCAAGUUCAUAUUAAUUGUUCAAGGUUAUUUUU
Molecule: messenger RNA, 5266 nt
Organism: Mya arenaria
Lineage: Eukaryota; Metazoa; Mollusca; Bivalvia; Myida; Myidae
Product: kinesin-like protein KIF23
Exons: 22
Coding region: 93-2825 (910 amino acids)
Biological process (GO): microtubule-based movement
Cellular component (GO): microtubule; kinesin complex; nucleus
Molecular function (GO): ATP hydrolysis activity; microtubule motor activity; ATP binding
Source: RefSeq, a predicted model, not a curated record